Molecule: messenger RNA, 2353 nt
Organism: Closterium sp. NIES-67
Lineage: Eukaryota; Viridiplantae; Streptophyta; Zygnematophyceae; Desmidiales; Closteriaceae
Source: the annotation of a GenBank genome assembly
AGUGAGAACCUAGCGGCGGUUAGCAUGUUAGCCGGGUAGGGUUUUACGCAGAGCUUGGUUAUUGCUUGGCAACAACUUGAAGGUGGUAGGAGUCCGUUGCGAUAAGUGAUGACGAUGUGUUCAGAAAGGGGUACGCCGAUGACGCGACCAUUUACUUUCCUGUCGAAAUUAGAAGGGCGCGGUAGGAUGGUUAGGCCCAGGCGCCGGUGGGAAACGCAGACGAUUACAAACCUAGCAGCAUGGGCUUUCCGUGGCCUAAUAGACGACCUAGUCCGGUUUACGUCGGUAGUACUUAGCAAGCUCGGUUCCUGCAGUUGGGUCAGACGCGGAGGGUGCGGUGCGGGCGAUAGAAGCAAGGAGGUCGUUGGUGAGAGAGCCCAUUUCCCGCGAAAUCAAGGUGCGACGGACUUAGCGGUAUUUGUUCCUGCAGGUGUUGACUGGACCUCUUAGGGACCUCUUAUCUGUCGACCGUAAGACGCGGGUAGCAGCGGCAUCUCCCAGUGGCGCUUGCAGAUCCGUGCUGGGCAGCACGAGAAGAAAACGCCGACAUGGGGCUCAUCGUGGGCGCUGCUUUGCUGUGCUCUCGCCGGCAGGAGUCUCCGCCACCACGUCCUCUCGUUCUCCGUACACCGCCUCGUGGUGUGUCAGAGGCUCUGGUCUACCCUUAACCCUACAACGUUCCCAAGGGCACCAUCCUCUUUGUCCCUAUCUCCUCACACAGCUUCUUCCAGCUCGCCUCCCUCUCUUCGCGUGAGCGGAUAACACUUCCACUCGCCUCACCAGACACCCUCAGCCCGUUGCUGCUGCACGCGUUCGCGCUCUCAACUGGGUUCACUGAUGGUGCAGCAGCAUCCGCUACAAGCACUGCUGCUGCAGCUGCAGGAGUCACGCUAGUAUCCGUCACCGCUGAUGCAGUCAGAGCCACAGGAACCACAGGCGACACCAGAACCACGGCCACAGGCGUAACCACAGAAGAUGGUGCGACCGGAGCAGCCGCAGCCUUCCCUCCAAACCGGCCAAUUCCCAGCCUCUUAACGUCCGAUGAGUCAGUGAUCUGAACCUUCUUUAUCUUCUGAAGGCGAUCAGCAUCGGAGUGGCCUUGGGAGGAAGACGCCUGCAUCUGCUUCGUCAGAUUCUCCAGCAGGGGCCUCACGCUCUUCAGACGCACGCUGCUGCAGGAGCUGACACAGUCGCUGGUGUUGGUCGCCGUCUUGGUGUCGCACGCAGCAGCAGGGAGUAGUAGAUCCGGAACUUUAUGAACGGCUGAUUUGACAGGAGAGUAUGCAGAAGGAGAGAAAGCCGUACAAGGCGUGCCGAACCUGCCAAUGCCUCUGGUAGGCGUUGCAGGACUGGAGGUUGGUGAAGCAGCGUUGAUGGUCUUCGCCAUUCCGCCGUUAACGACGCAGCAAUCCGCACCAGAGGCCAUGUUAGUUGAUUGUAGUUGAGCAGAUCGCUUGAACAGAAGCUUGUUGACGGAUGUCCGGUCGUAUGAUCAGGAAAAGCUAGCUGAAAUCGGCUUGGCUUUCAGUCAGAUUUCGCAAAGCUGAGAAUUGUGCUCUCAGCAGUUGAAGAGCAGGGGUACCAAAAGUGUUGAACCAACGAUGAGAAUGACAAGAUCAAACUCUCGCGAGCCCAUUACUACUCCACUCCGCCCUCGGCCGCUCAAACCCUCGCCUCGAGGCCCCAAAUGGCUCCACUGGCUUCCCAUUGGGGUUUCACCAAACGUCUGCCUCGCUAUCCCCCUUGAUAGCACGCCACGUCACGUGAAAUCGGCGGUUUGAAAUGACAGAGAAGGUUCAUCGCAGGCAUUCCCGAGGCGGCUUCGGUUGGGGUUGCAGAUUCGUGCAUCAUGGAGCCGCCUGAUCUACUUUCCCGCCAACAAUUCGAACCAAACCACGGACGAGCGUAGGCGAAUCAUUUCGCCAGGCCAUCGCAAAUCCGCUAACGACGGAUCCGGCGAACGAACGUUUGGUCGAGCUUCACUUUCGUGUUUGCUCGAGACGCCUUCUCCGUUGGCGCCUCUUUUUCGUCGCCAGCUACAUGCUGAUGAGAAUCUGGAGCCGUCGACUGUUACCAUCGAUCUGUAACUACUGACGAGCUGGGCGAAUGGUUUUCGAGGAAUCCCCAGACAACGGAUCUGGCCGUCUGUUUCGCUCGCAGAGGGAUAAUCGUGAGUGGCUCCAGCUGGAUGACAGUGAUGGGGGCUUUGGGAUUGCCGAGCAAGAGGAGGGAGGGAAGCUGAAUCUGUCCGCUUUGUUGAGUCCUUCGAAUAUUCGUCAUAGCGAGUGUACUGCAAAUCGAUCCCACCGCACGAUAUAUUUCACAACUUGCAUAGGGUUUGAAAGAACUUAGA